AUGGCGAGUGCAAGUAUCACUAUCCUAGAGAAUUUUCUCCAAGAUCAGUACAAGCGAAAGAUGCUUACCCAAUUUAUAAAAGGAGCAAAAAUAAUAGAACAAUGCAUAAAAGCAGUGAAAUACCUUUAUAAGUACAUAUAUAAAGGCCAUGAUAGAGUGGCAGUAAACAUUGAGUAUAAUGAAGGUGAAAAGAGAGUAUGGGAAAGGAUAUUAAAAAAAUUUGAUUUGCCACCUUUACAAACAAAAACCAUUUUAGAGGAAGGUUCAUACCCAAGAGAAAUAAAAGAAGCGCUAGAUGUACAAAUCCCAACUGAUGAUGUAAAUGCUGCAACAAAACUCAACUAUGAACAACAUAUUGCAUACACUACAAUAUUAACACGAGUUGAAGCAAAUAAAAGUGGAGUUUUCUUUAUUGACGGUUCUAGAGGAACUGAGAAGACUUAUUUAUAUCGUGCUCUACUUGCCACAGUAAGAUCGCAAGGUAUGAUAGCUCUUGCUACAGUGAUAUCAGGUGUCACAGCUGUAAUAAUGCCUGGUGGAAGAACAGCACACUCCAGAUUUAAAAUCAAAAUCCCAACAACAGAUUCAUCUAUGUGUGGUAUAUCAAAGCAAGAUGGGACAUCAAAACUCAUUAGAAUAGCUCGUCUAAUAAUUUGGGACGAGGCUCCUAUGGCUAAACGCGUUGCAAUUGAAACAUUAGAUAGAACACUAAGAGAUUUAAUGGAUCAAGAUGAACCAUUUGGCAGAAAAGUAAUUGUAUUUGGUGGCGAUUUCAGACAAGUUUUACCGGUGGUGCCUCGCUCAACAAGAUCACAAACUAUCAAAGAAGGUUUAGUAAGCUCACAUUUGUGGAGCAAAAUGAUCAAACUACAACUUUCAAAAAAUAUGAGAGCAAAAUCAGACACAACAUUCAGUGAAUUUCUUCUUAGGAUUGGGAAUGGAGAUGAACCAACAGUGACCCAAGAUCUCAUAAAACUGCCUAAUGCAAUAUUGAUCCAGAAUCAAGGUGAUGACCUACCGGAAGAUUCUCUCAUAAAUUUAAUUUUUCCAUCUUUAGAUGAGAAUUUUAAGUCUAUUGAAUAUAUGAAAGAUAGAGCUAUCAUUGCAACAAAAAAUGAAUAUGUUGACAAGUUAAAUGAUAGACUAAUAAAAAGGUUUUCAGGAGAAGGAAAAGAAUUCUAUAGCUUUGAUGAAGCAAUUGAUGACACUAAUCAUCAUUACCAAGAAGAAUUUUUGAACACUCUGCUUCCUAAUGGACUACCGCCACACAAGCUCAAGUUGAAAAAAUAUUGUCCAAUUAUUUUACUAAGGAACUUGGAUCCAACUAAUGGAUUGUGCAAUGGUACAAGAAUGAUGGGAAAUUUGCAGAAGAGGAACAAUACACAAAAAAAUAUUGUAUACAAGGAAGUUCUCCAGCCAAAGGACCAUGAGGAAUAA
Molecule: messenger RNA, 1437 nt
Organism: Asparagus officinalis (garden asparagus)
Lineage: Eukaryota; Viridiplantae; Streptophyta; Magnoliopsida; Asparagales; Asparagaceae
Product: ATP-dependent DNA helicase PIF1-like
Exons: 4
Coding region: 1-1437 (478 amino acids)
Biological process (GO): telomere maintenance; DNA repair
Molecular function (GO): DNA helicase activity
Source: RefSeq, a predicted model, not a curated record